Messenger RNA from Chiloscyllium plagiosum (whitespotted bambooshark), 3892 nucleotides. NCBI's taxonomy places the organism in Eukaryota, Metazoa, Chordata, Chondrichthyes, Orectolobiformes, Hemiscylliidae. The record is from RefSeq and is a predicted model, not a curated record.
CUGACUGUAGAGAGCUUAGGACCCUGUAAUUGCUGAGCCUUAAAUACCUUAGGGUUUAGGGUCUAUAUUUCAGAACAAUGGCAUCCAGCAGGACACACCAUCCUGCUUUUUUCCUGUCCUUCCCACUGAGGAGGAAUUGGGCUACCUCCUCACAAGAUGACCCGAGAUCAGGAAAUUCAAAGGAAUUGAAACCACAUCAACUGCGACGUUGCAAACGAGCAUGGGUUCUAGCCACAUUUGAAAUUACUGAAGAAGAUGAAGGUCCUUUCCCUAAAUUUGUUGCCCAGCUUCAAAAUGACAAAACACAAAAUUAUUCAUUGUGGUAUAAAAUUAUGGGUCCUGGAGUUGAUCAAGAUCCGGAACAUGGCUUAUUUGAAAUAAACAAGAACAAUGGAAAUUUAUAUAUUAAUCGUAAAGUUGAUCGGGAAACAACUUCAAUAUUUAAGUUAACAGUUGAUGCUUUGCAAAAACGCACUGGAAAUAUUUUGGACUCAUCACUGAUUUAUCAGAUCAAAGUAAAAGAUAUCAAUGACAAUCCCCCCGUAUUCUCUAAAGAUAUUUACCAUGUCCAGGUUUCGGAGUCCACUGCUCCAGGUCAAAGUAUUUUUAAAGUUGAAGCCACGGAUAAAGAUGAGAUAAAGCAUCCUAACUCAAUUAUUUCAUACUAUCUUGUUUCUGAACCGGAAUCACCAACUGGAAGGAUGUUUGCUAUUGACCAAGAAAAUGGAACAAUUACUCUUAAAAAUUGCUUAGAUUAUCAGAAAAUCACCUCAUACAAACUUCUCAUUCGAGCUAGGGACAAUGGUCCUCAAAUUCAACAUUCUUCCACCGCCACAGUAAUUGUUAAUGUGAAUGACAGAAACAAUAACCCUCCUACCUUUAUCAGUCACACUGCCUCAGCAACUGUGUCUGAAAAUAAUGUUAUGGCAGUUAUACUGAAAGUAAAGGUAAGUGAUGGAGACCAACCUAAUACCCCAGGUUGGAAAGCAAAAUAUACCAUUAUACAUGGGAACGAAAAGGAGAAUUACAAGAUUGAUACUGAACCAGAUACAAACAAUGGAAUUCUGUUGCUAAUAAAGCAUUUAGAUUAUGAGCAUGGUCGAGAAAGAAUACUUCAGAUUGCUGUUGAAAAUGAAGAACCAUUAUUUACCUGUCCUGGCACGAAUAUUGAUUUGCGUACUUCAGAAUCGCAGAUAAUGACAGUAAAUAUCAAUGUAUUGGAUGAAAAUGAUCCACCGCUUUUUGACCCUGCUGAAAUAUUAGUCAAACUUAAAGAAGGUCUUCUACCUGAAGUUGUGCUGGGGAGAAUGAAUGCCACAGAUCCUGAUAAUAUAUUUAAAAACCAUAUCAGGUAUGUAAAAGCAUAUGAUCCUGGUGAACUAGUUUCUGUGGAUAAAGUGACUGGUAUUGUCACAACGUUGAAAGAAUUGGAUCGAGAAGCACCCUACAUGAAUGGAAGUGUUUAUGAUAUUAUUAUUCAUGCAGUUGAUGAUGGUGUGCCACCUUUGACUGGAACAGCCACUCUGCACUUACACUUGUCAGAUGUUAAUGACAAUGCACCAUAUAUAGUGAACAACAAUCAACAUAUGUGCACUAAUGGCAAUGCGCGAUCCAUCAAUAUUAUGGCAGCAGAUGAUGAUGAAAAUCCAUUCAGUGGUCCAUUCACAUUUGAACUAAUGGAUACCAAAGUAUUUGGAAAGAAGAUGUGGAAAUUAUCAACAGCAUAUGGCACAUCUUCACAGCUUAUGAGUCUGCAGGAUCCCUUACCAGGAGUUUAUGCAGUGCCUUUCAAGAUCCAUGAUCGACAAGGAAUUAGUAAUGUGAAUGUAUUGAAUUUGCGUGUUUGUCACUGCCCAGAUGAGGUUGAAUGUGAAAGCCUGGAAAUCCAUAGAUCCAUUGGCGUUGGCACAGCCAUUGGUGUUGUGUUUGCCUCAUUGUUAUUACUGCUUCUUGUUCCAUGUUCAUUUUUGUUUUGUAAUUUCCCCAACAAGAUGCGGACUAAUUUAGUCCCUGAUGAACCUAAUGGGUCAUUAAUAAUGUACAAUGAAGAAGGAGGUGGUGCACCAUGUUCAGCUGACUUUAUUUCACGAUUCUUGCCAGAAGAAAAUGGUCACUUUUUACUCCAUGGCUUUGAAACUUCAGGCACUUUGCAAAUAGAGAAUGAGAAUCUGCUCAAACAUAAAGGAUUCUUCCAACCUUCAGCAGAAAAUCUGACCCCAGUGAACUCUUCACCUAGCUAUGACUUCAAUAAUCAUAAUGGCCUGGAGACUGCAGGUAGAAUACAUUUCUCUGAGUCAACUAUGUCUCCAACUAUACACCAAACUGGAUCCAGACAAGUCAUGAGAAGUAAUCUAGAUGAUCUUAUCUACCAGGUACAGAGAGUGCAAUUCUACAAUGACAGGGAAGACCUCCAAGACCAUUGCGCACCCCAUGUUUAUAUGCAUGAGGGAAGAGCUACAAGUAUAAUAUCGCUUGACAGUCUCAUUAAUACUGAGAAAAGAGAUGACUUCAAUUAUCUUGACCAAACUGGAACCAAAGUUUGUAAGCAGCAGUGAAAUUUGUCAGUGAAACCUAUCAAAAAUAUCCAAUGUAAUCAUUAGAACUUUGUGCAGAUGACAAACAUGCUCUAAGUCCCAAAUUAAAAGCAAGUUUCAACUUAUUCACAGGUUUUGGAAAAGGUCUAGAAAUUUGAUCACACAUAUCUAUUUUUCAAGAGCUAAACCAACUCCUAAACAUCUAAAAUGGCAAAACACAGAACAGAAAUGCAUUACCCACGAUACCACCAAAUUACACCAUUAGCAUCAAAAGCUCACAGCAAAAGGAUUUAAGUUCACAAAUACGUUACUUAGUUGGUGAUGGUGUUCUUCUGACCCUACACUUGACUCACCAAAUAUUGAGUUGCCUAAGAAAGAUAAACUUCAGCAGUUUCAGGGUCUUGCUGGAGAUUGCAAAAUUCUGAUGUGGAUCAUCGCACAUAUAUGCCCAGUAACUCUUCAUAUAUAGGUGGUUAGUAACAGCUUCAGGUGGCAGCUUCCUAUUUGUAUUUAUAAUUCUUUUAAGAAAAAAAGGGUGUGUUAUUGACCGUUUUAUGAGAGGUUUAGUAGUAUUGGCUGUAUGUCUGAAUAUCAAUCAGGAAUAUAACAUACUGUGUGAAGUAAUGCUGACAGAUCAAUACUAUGUCCACCCUGUCUGUGCACACCAUUUUGAAGGGUGCUUUGAAUGCCUGAUUCUAUUUCCAAGUUAGAAUUUCAUGAUUUGAAUUUUACAAAAUAUCUACUCAUUUCGUAACUAUAAUUGGCAAACAUCAAAAUCAUAAAGGUUUUUACUUACUUUCUUAGUUUGGAACACAGGUGAAGGGUCAAUAUCCAUUAAAAGAAGUACCAUCAGGGUUGAAAACUUUAAAAAAACAAAGUAGUAAUGAAAUAAUGGUUAGGUGAUAUUAAUCUUAAUUUUAAAAUGUGGUGAGUAUUUUUGGAUAAAGAGAGGACUUAGUGGCUUAGAUUAUUAAUUUUUCUUGUGACAUAUUUGCAUUUUAUUUUGCUUUUUAAAAGCGUACGUUAAGCAAUGAUCGUUUUGGUGUUUAGUUUAUAAAGUAUUUCACUCGGAUGUCAUGCCAUGUCAUUUUAAAAUGAUACUUUUUAAUGUACUUCAUUUGCAUGAUGAGACAGCUUUGUCUUAAUAAAAUACAAGGAUUUUUCCAGUUCCUUAAAAUGUUGGAAGCUGCAAAAUCACAAAAUGUUAUGGGUUAUUCUAGCUAAAUAUUUUAUGAUGAUACUAUGGUGAAUUGUUUACUGGGGUUUGCUUUCAAAUGUAUGGGCAUGUUUUUGGGACAGUUUCCAAAAAAAUGUUGCUUUUUUGUUGCUUAUACAAUAUUAAACUGUUUACUUUGCAA